AUGUCUCGCGGUUUCCAAAACUUUAGCCGACCGAGAGGUCGAAGCAGAAAUUGGGAUCAAUCCCAACGAAAUAAUCGAACAAGACCUCCAGGACUUCGCGGAGCCGAAAUUGGUUUAUAUUACAAAGAACUCAACAUGAAGAAAAAGAAAAAGGAGCACGUGAUAAACCUCAAAAUCCCUUACUCAGUUCUAAAAGCCUUAGAAAAUGAAUUAAUAGCCAUAAGGAAAAUUGCUAGUACACAAAAUAUCACCUUACCAACAAAAAUUACACAGAGAUGUGAAAAAGCACAAGGUGAAUGUAAUUUAGCUAAUAAACCUGGAAUUUCAAGUGGUGAUAAUAAUGUCUCUUACUCUGAACCAAAACAGCAGUCUACCAGAAUGUAUGAUUACAAAUAUGGAUAUGAAGAUAUUAUAACAGGCUCAUUUGAUGAAAAACUCGACCAAUGCGUUACAAAAGGUAUUUCUAUAAAUACAAGUGAUGAUGAAGUAGAAAGUUUAAAUGAAGCUUUCUAUAUUGAGUAUGAGGAUAUGUUGGAGAGGAAUACUUAUAAAAAUAUGUUGAAAUUCCGCCAGAAAUUACCAGCAUAUAUAAAAGCCAAAGAACUUAUUAAAGCAAUUAAUGAUAACCAAGUAAUUGUUAUUAGCGGAGAGACAGGUUGUGGAAAAUCAACUCAAGUACCACAAAUCAUCUUAGAUCAUGCUAUUCGUACCAAAAAAGGUGCCCUUACUAAGAUUUUAGUUACCCAACCAAGAAGAAUUGCCGCCUCAUCACUGGCUAUCAGAGUGGCUAAAGAAAGGGCAGAAAAGCUUGGAAACUCUGUGGGUUAUGCUGUGAGAUUAGAAAAGGUUGACGAGAGAUCUCGAGGGAGUAUUCAGUAUUGUACAACUGGUAUACUUUUGGCUGAGUUGGAAGUUAACCAGGGUUUAACAAACUAUAGUCAUGUUAUAUUGGAUGAAGUACACGAAAGAGAUGUUCAUGUUGAUUUAUCCAUGUGUAUGUUGCAAAAGGUUUUAAGAAAACGCAAAGAUCUUAAACUAAUUCUUAUGAGUGCUACAUUGGAUGCUAAAAGUUUAUCAGCUUAUUUCGACAACUGCCCUCUAAUGCACAUUGAAGGAUUGGCAUACCCAGUGAAAGAUGUAUAUCUAGAAGAAAUAUUGAAUUUAACAAACUUCACACUGCCUACAGAAAGACCAAAAGCACUGCAGGCUAAGUGGAUGAAGUAUAGAAAAAAGAAUGUUGCAGAUGCCAUGGAAAAAGAUAUCCAAUACAGAGCUGAAAUUGGCAACUGGUUAGAAUCACAGAAGAAAAAUCUUAGUCUUCAAACAUAUAAAACUCUCCAAGACAGUAGAAUUGAGGAACUAAGUUUUGAGUUGCUGGUCGAUCUUUUGAUCUACAUCUGCAAGGGUGAACCUGGUGCUAUACUAGUGUUUCUACCUGGCAUCGGCGAUAUAACAAAAUUGAUGAGAAUGAUGGAAUCCACAAAUUUAUUCCCAGCUAACAAAUACGAAAUUUAUCCUCUACAUUCAAGGUUGCCGACAUUAGAACAACAUAAAAUAUUUGAAAGGCCACCAGACAAUAUAAGAAAAAUAAUAAUAGCAACUAAUAUAGCUGAGACAUCCAUAACCAUAGAUGAUGUUGUAUAUGUAGUGGAUUCAGCUAGAAUAAAAAUGAAAGGAUUGAAUGUUGAGAUGAAUCUAUCAACAUUACAGACAGAAUGGGUGUCACAAGCUAAUUUGCGGCAACGGCGUGGGCGCGCUGGCAGAUGUCAGCCAGGUAUAUGCUACCAUUUGUUAACAUCAUUCCGAGCUGAAAAACUAGAAGAACGUACACUGCCAGAGUUACAAAGGAGUGAUCUCUUGGAACCGGUGCUCAUGAUUAAAAGGCUCCGGUUGGGUUUGGCUGAGAAUGCAUUGAAGAUGGUGCCAUCGCCACCAGCGGAUUCAACUAUACAAUCAGCUGUGAAACAUUUGCAAAGGUGUGGGGCCCUCAAUACAGUGGAAACCCUUACUCCAUUGGGCUGGCACCUGGCUCGUCUUCCAGUACAUCCAGCUGCUGGCAAACUGCUUGUUCUGGGAGCCCUGGCUGGGUGCCUUGAUAGGGCUGCCAGCCUUGCAGCCGUCUGGGGCUUCAAAGAACCCUUCCAGAUGGUUAUCGGUAAAGAAUACGAAGUUGAUAUGGCAAAGCGUGAAUUCGCGAUGGGUGAACCUAGUGAUCACAUCGCAGCUUCGGAAGCGAUAAUUCAAUGGGAAAAAUGUCGAAGAAGAGAGAGAUCAUCUUUUGCGUAUAGAAACUUCCUAUCGAACAAUACUAUAGAAUUACUUGUUGGUAUGAAAAAUCAGUUCGGAGACAACUUGAGGCAGAUGGGUUUCCUACGUUCCGGUGAUGUCAAAUCUAAAUGGGAAAAUAGAAAUGCAGAUAAUCUGAGUCUAUUCAAAGCUAUAGUUGCUGCAUCACUAUAUCCAAACAUCGCUACAGUGAGAUGGACCAAUUUAAAUAAUUUCCGGAAGCCGCAAAGGAUUUCAGCGUAUACUCCAGAAGAUGGGCGACUAGUUAUACAUCCGAGUAGCGUUAUGGCGCCACCAAAAAAGGGCCAAAAUAGGGGCAAAGGACCAAGUCCCUCACAACUAUGUCAUAAUCCUGGCGCCAAUUGGCUCGUGUACUGGCUUAAGCAGAGGUCAUCCGACCUAUUCCUACUAGACGUCACACUUAUUUACACGUUACCUCUACUAUUCUUUGGUGAAUUCCAAAUAAGUGAUGAUGUAGAAAACCCGGAGAAUUGUUAUGUGAUGAUAUCAAACAUCAAAGUAUGCUGUAAAAGAGAAUGCACUGAUAAACUCCUCGAACUAAGAUAUUUAUUGGACAAGGUUUUGGAGACGAAGGUCAAUGACUCAAACGCUACAUCCAAUAAUAGUGAAUUCGAAGAAUCUGUUUUGAAAACCGUUAUUCAACUUAUCACAGCAGAAGAUGAGCAAGCUGAAUAUUUAGGAAAUGAAUUUUCUGAUUCCGACGCUUCGACUACGGAUGACAGAAAUUAUUAA
Molecule: messenger RNA, 3039 nt
Organism: Danaus chrysippus (African queen)
Lineage: Eukaryota; Metazoa; Arthropoda; Insecta; Lepidoptera; Nymphalidae
Source: the annotation of a GenBank genome assembly